Molecule: messenger RNA, 891 nt
Organism: Entamoeba dispar SAW760
Lineage: Eukaryota; Evosea; Mastigamoebida; Endamoebidae
Exons: 1
Coding region: 1-891 (296 amino acids)
Molecular function (GO): GTP binding
Source: RefSeq, a predicted model, not a curated record
AUGAGUAGUGAAAACACAAAAGAAACAAAAAUUCUUUUAGUUGGUAAUACAGGUGAUGGUAAAAGCUCGCUUGGUAAUUUUAUUCUUAAUAAAAAGAAUGCUUUUAAAGUAAGUCAUAGUCCAAAUCCAGAAACUAAAACAACUAAUGGAACGAAUGGAGAAGGUGACAGAAGUAACAUAUUUGUUAUUGAUACGCCUAAUCUUUCUGAUUCAAGUAAAAUGAAUGAAAAAUUUUUAAAUGAUAUGGUUAACUCUAUUAAAAACAGAAAAGGAAUACAAGCAAUUAUUGUUGUCAUAAAUUAUAAUGACGUUAUGCUUUCCAAUGAUUUAAAAACAUUGAUUGAAAUAAUGUGUAAUAUUUUUUCAUUUUAUGAAUUUUGGGAGCAUGUGUGUAUUGUAUGGACUAAGUGCUAUUGUUAUAUACCACAAAAAGAAUUAGAAACACAUAAGCAGAGUAAAGAAAAAUCUUAUUACCCACAGUUAAUGAAUCUUAUUAAAGAAAUGACAGGAGAUGAAGAAUCGAUUGAAUUUCCAAUGUAUUACGUUGACUCACAACCAUUUGAAGGAAAGGAUAACACAAGAUCAGAGAAUGAAAUUGAAGAACUUUUAAAGUGGGCGAGAGGCUUGGAUCGUAUUAACGUUGAGAAAAUUCUGAGAAGAGGAGGUCCUGAGUAUAAAGCAAUUAUCACAGAAGAAAAAAGUCGUCGAGAAGAAUUAGGUGGAAAUGAAACAAAUAGAGUGCCACAAGUCAAAGCCAUGAGAAGAGAAAUAAGAAUUGGGUAUAGCGGAAAAAUUAUCUGUAGUGAAUGGAAAGAAAUAUGUGAUAAAACAGAAGUUGGUAUAAAAACAAAACAAGAAACCCAAAAACUAUAUCAAUGUAUAGUUAUGUGA